AUGUGGACAAUAACUGGUUGUGGUCUUGUUGGCCUAAUCAUUCACAGGAUAUUAAACAAGUUUUACAAACUCCUGACAUUACCAAAACCAAGUUUUGCCAAGAAGGAUUACGAUGUCGUCAUUGUUGGUGGUGGUAUUGGUGGUUGUGCAUUGGGAAGUGCAUUGUCUAAGGCUGGAAAGAAUGUGUUGGUUCUUGAAAGAGAUAUGAGUGAGCCAGAUCGUAUCAUUGGUGAAUUGCUUCAACCUGGUGGUGUUCAACAUUUGAAAGAUUUGGGACUUGGACAUUGUCUUGAAGGAAUUGAUGCUGCCAGAGUAUUUGGUUAUCAAGUUUUCUAUGGUGAUGAUGAACAGGUCAAUUUGCCUUAUCCAAUCGUUGAGGGAGGAAGAGCAGAAGGUAGAUCAUUCCACUAUGGAAGAUUCAUUAUGAAUUUGAGAAGAGCUUGUGAACAGGAUGGGGCUACAUUAUUGGAAAGAACUGUUGUUUCAUUGAUUGAAAAGACACCAGGUCUGAUUGAAGGUGUUCAGUAUAAGAAAAACAACAACGAUUCAACUGUUGAUGUCACUUGCAAACUUGUGAUUAUUUGCAAUGGAGCUGGUAGUUCAUUCACUAGACAAGUUCGUUCUGAUAGAUUUGGAAAUAAGCCAUUGGUUGUUUCUCAAUUCAUUGGUUUGGAACUUGCUGACAGUGCUGAAAAAUUACCAAAACCAAAUCACGGAAACGUUUUUGUUUUACCAACUGGACCUGUUUGCUUUACCCAAACAUUACCAAAGAGAGGUGAAGAAAUGACCAAAUACUUGCUUGAAUAUAUCAUGCCACACUUGCCAGAAAAUUUACAUGAAUCUUUCAAGGCCGAAGUUGAUGCUAGCAGAAUUAAGGUUGUUCAAAAUCGUGAAAUGCCAGGUGAAACACCAGAAUCACUCACCAAGAAGGGAGUUGUUCUGAUUGGUGAUGCCAUGAAUUGCAGACAUCCAAUCACUGGUGGUGGUAUGACUGUCACUUUCUCCGAUUGUAAGGAAUUAGUUAAGGCCAUUAUUCAAAUUAAGGAUUUGAACUGUGUUUCUGAAGUUGAUGAAGCCAUUCAAUCAUUCUAUUCAAAUAGGAAAAAAGUUGCAUCCACAAUUAAUAUUCUUGCAAAUGCUUUGUAUUCGAUUCUUGCUCCUUCAUUAACAGUAGUAAGAAAUGAUCAAGAGAAAACAAUACACAAAGAUGACACAGUUUCCUUAUUGCGUAGAGCUGUUUUUAGGUACUUACAAAGGGGAAGCUUUUGUCAAACUGGUCCAUUGUCAUUAUUGAGUGGUUUGUGGCAUUCACCAUAUGGCCUUUUAUUUCAUUUCUUUUCUGUUGCCUUACUGGGUUCAGUUGAUCUCAUUAAGGAAGGAGGUAUUUUGGGUAUAUUUGGAAGUUUAUAUAAGAGUUUGAAGAUGAUAACUGGUGCUACUACUCUCAUUGCUCCACUAAUUGCUGAGGAACGUUUAUUAUCUUGUGUGUUUCCUCGAUUCUUUUGGAAGAGAACUGCACCGAUCAAGUAG
This is a messenger RNA of Naegleria gruberi, 1530 nucleotides long. Its product is annotated as squalene monooxygenase. Gene Ontology annotation, cellular component: endoplasmic reticulum; membrane. Bases 1 to 1530 code for a protein of 509 amino acids. The record is from RefSeq and is a predicted model, not a curated record. Gene Ontology annotation, molecular function: flavin adenine dinucleotide binding; squalene monooxygenase activity. Lineage: Eukaryota; Heterolobosea; Eutetramitea; Acrasida; Naegleriidae. Gene Ontology annotation, biological process: sterol biosynthetic process. The transcript has 3 exons.